Anarrhichthys ocellatus (wolf-eel) is the source of this 3944-nucleotide messenger RNA. Its product is annotated as kinesin-like protein KIF6. The record is from RefSeq and is a predicted model, not a curated record. The transcript has 5 exons. Bases 2423 to 3244 code for a protein of 273 amino acids. Gene Ontology annotation, molecular function: microtubule binding; microtubule motor activity; ATP binding. Lineage: Eukaryota; Metazoa; Chordata; Actinopteri; Perciformes; Anarhichadidae. Gene Ontology annotation, biological process: microtubule-based movement.
UGUUCCUACCCUCACCUAUGGUCACGAACUCUGGGUCGUGACCGAAAGGACAAGGUCGCGGCUACAAAGUUUCAGUCACAACCAUGUCUGUCUUGCCAUAUCAACUUGAGCUUGGCGUCUUUUCGCCGUUGGUAUGACUGUAACGUCUGCAGCCUAGAGAACACUAGUCACCCUGUCUAGCCAUGACCAAUCUGUCUCUCCAAUCAGAAAUUUCUAAGUCCACUGUCAGUUCCUUGCCCUCUUCUGCAGGAUGCCCGUUUACACACUGAAUGUUCUGAAUUCCACAGAGUUUUAACCUUUUAAAUCCAGUCUCACCACAGUGACUAAAAGAAAGAAGGGAAUGGAAGGAAUAAUUCAGCCUGGUCAGCCCCCAUUUGGAAUUGAAAGAAGUUGCCUUCAAAAACAAUCACAGGAAUAGGCCAAGACUUGUAUCCUUGCCACAAAAAGUAUUGAAAGAGAUUCUGAAAGGAACUUUAUCUGGGACUGACGUAGACCAAGCUAUGUGAAGCCCAGCUGGUGUGCUGAUAACUUGUGAAGCUUAUGUUGAUAUUGACAUGGUCCCAGUUACAGAAGCACGUCUGGUUACAGUAAUCACAAACAAAAUACAAUUUUGACUGACGGAAUGUUUUUCCUAAAGCCCCCGUAGUCUUGAAACGUUUAUUCAGGUUUAGUCAGGAGUUUGAAUCGCGGCAGUUUCGGCCGUCACCGCACCAAAACUCAUGCAGGCAGGCGCCAAUCCUCUCAACUAGCAUUAGCUGUCAGGUCGUUGUUGUUUUGGCCGGUACUCUGUCAUACUCGGCGCACAUCAAGUUUCGCCAAAAACUCUAACCCGUUUACUUGCACACUAGUCUCUGUCUCUGCUGUGGUGUAACCCAAACCAGUCAUUUCAGCCCCAACACAGUUGUUUAAAAACAAACCAGCAUUAAUAGCUCCAGUAGAGGAACAACCACCGUAAUGAUGUCGGGCUGGCAAGGCAAACCCUCUAUCUGUGUUGUAAACCCAUUUCACAAGGCUGUGAAACCUGUAGCCCAAGUUCAAAGAAGAACGGGGCUCUGUUGAGUUUUAUCCUCAACCCUGCUACCUCAAAAGAUUGGACUUCUCAUAAGAAAAAGGAUCUUCUGGAAGACGAGUUCCCAAUCUCCAGGAAAGCUGAGGUGUAAACAGGAACAAGCUUUGGGAAACGCCCAAGCUUCAGUGGCAGGUCCGAGGCCGCAUCAUUAGCACCGACAUUAAACUAAACACAGAGCCUGUGUCUUUUCUCCCCGCUGCCAAUCAAUGACCAUGACUCACCCUAAGAUUAAAUGGACGCCCAAUGACUGUCCAACCAACCACCAUUCUCAUAAGUGGACGCGGUGUUUUAUAUAAACUGACAUGCAGUUUUUUUCCCCUCACCAGCCUCAUGCAGGGUGUGGAAUUGUACAGUACAUAGAAAGGGAAACCCACACACUGCUCUAAUAAUAGGUUGUCGCAAUUCCAUUAGAAUAAGCGAGAGGCUUAGAUUUGUUUAUAAUUCAUCUAAAAAAAAAUAGUGUCAAGAUAUCCUUUUCCUUACAAUUGGCAAGUCUUGAGCACACCAUUUAUCCUCACCUUUGAUCCAUGCUUGUGUGUCAGGCCCCUCUGUCAUUUGGCUUUUCCUUCCUGGUUCAUUUCCAGGACUAUAGAACAGAAGUUUUUUUUUAUUACAGUUUUUUGAGCAAAUUUAUCCUACCUCAUUUGACCACCAAUAUUUUGGGCUUUCUUUCAUUCAAACAAAGCUAGAUACCAUUGGUUUCCAUGGCCCUGUGCACGUGCAGAAGGGGCAGUUCAGUGCCAAACCAAAAUUUACCAGGCCCUGCCUAGUUGAGUGGGGUUUUGGGCCUUUUUCCUUCGCUCAUACUUCGAGACAUUCCUCCCUCACCAGCAGAUGUCUGUCGCCAUUGCAGUUCUCCAGUCACUGCCAUCCUUUCCUGUGGAUUUAAAGUGUCAGAUUCAAUUUACUCAGACUUUUGGUGUCUGCUUGGGGAUAUACUUGACUGUCCCUUGCACUCUUGCAAAUUAACAUAGUGGCGAUAUUGGAGGCACACGGUGUAAAUUAUUUACAGAUGAAGCUUUUUGCAAGUCAUUACAUGUUCACGUCAGUGAGACUGUAUUUCUAGAGAAUUUCUGGUUCAAUUCCAGCCAGCGACCUUUGUUGCAUGUCAUACCCUUCUCUCUCUCCCACCGUUUCCAGUCCACCGCUUCUCUAUCAACUAUCCACUGAAGGUCGAAAUGCCCUCAUAAAUCUUUAAAACCCAAAAAUGGAUAUGGCAGAAAGCAAUAUUCAUAAAAUUGUGUAUUAAAUCUCUUUAUCUGUGUGUGUGUGUGUGUGUGUGUGUGUGUGUGUGUGUGUGUGUGUGUGUGUGUGUGUGUGUGUGUGUGUGUGUGUGUGUGUGUGCGUGCAUGCAUGAAUGCGCACGUGCGUGCAUGCAUGAAUGCGCACGUGCGUGCAUGCAGUGUGUUGGCCGGGUAUAAUGGCACUAUAUUUGCCUAUGGCCAGACGGGAAGUGGGAAGACCUUCACCAUCUCAGGAGGGGCCGAGCGCUACAGCGACCGUGGCAUUAUUCCCCGCACCAUCUCCUACCUGUUCGAACGCUUCUCCCAGGACAGCAGUAUGGUUUACACCACACACAUUUCCUACUUGGAGAUCUACAACGAGAUGGGAUAUGACCUUCUGGAUUCCCGACAUGAAGCAUCUCGACUGGAGGACCUACCUAAGGUACUGAUCAUGGAAGAUCCAGACCAGAAGAUCCAUCUAAGGAACCUGUCCCUGCAGCAGUCAGCCAAUGAGGAGGAGGCUCUGAACCUGCUCUUCCUGGGUGACACCAAUCGCAUGAUUGCAGAGACUCCGAUGAACCAGGCAUCCACGCGGUCCCACUGUAUUUUCACCGUGCACGUGUGCAGUCGUGAGCCGGGCUCGGCCACCCUGCGACGCUCCAAGCUCCAUCUGGUGGACCUGGCUGGAUCGGAUAGAGUUAGCAAGACUGGCUUGAAUGGGCAGCUGCUCACUGAGGCCAAGUACAUCAACCUCUCCCUCCACUACUUGGAGCAGGUGAUCAUAGCUUUGUCAGAGAAGAACCGCUCCCAUAUCCCCUACAGGAACUCCAUGUUGACUUCGGUGCUGAGAGACAGCCUUAGGGGCAACUGCAUGACUACUAUGAUUGCCACAAUAGCAGUGGACAAGAGGAACCUUGAUGUAAGGCCAUGUUCAGACAGACUAUUCUGGUAGAUUGCCAAAAAUAGUGUGGAGAAACAAGGUUAUUGAGUGAAAUAAUGUUAUAGGCCCUUUGGCCUUGCUGGCUAGCUCUGUCAGUUGUAAAUAUACAUUUGCUCUCCUGAAACAGCAUUCUACAAUGGUGUAUUAGAGCCAUUGAAGGUAUAAAAAAAUGAAUACGGAGCAGGAAAAGGGGGGUACUAGUCAGAGAAAAAACUUCCAAGAUUCCCCUCACCCAUAUUCUGAAAUCUCAUUUCUGCUAAAUGCAUUCAGCCCAGAUCUAGCUGGCGCGGACAGAUUUAGGCAAAUUAAGCAGAAGGAUACACUUGUGACUCCGUCCGGUUUUCAAAAUAAGGUGUUAACAUACGUAUAUACAGUUGUGUGAAAAAGUAACCCAGUUUGUCGCUUACCGAAACUUAAAGAGUUUAAUCCCAGUUUAUCGGUUCAGUUCCAGUAAGAAGUCCUUCUCCAUUCAUGGACGCCAGUGAUGACAGUCGAGCCUCCCCAGUUGUAUUUCGCCGGUCUGCUGCGGCAGGUCCGCAGCGGGGCCGGGAUCCCACCUCCGCCGGGGCGCACGCCGGGUUGUGGAGCUGUUUCCCUGCGAAUGUGUUUGUUGAGUUGUGCAUCCACUCGAGUGUCUCGAAAAGUUUUCAAAUGCUAUGGCGUCCUCAGGUUAGCGUAGCGUAGCUCCAAACACCAAGACGCUCAGUUAAAA